This is a messenger RNA of Neurospora crassa OR74A, 2060 nucleotides long. RefSeq names its product pyridoxine 2 (gene pdx-2). Gene Ontology annotation, cellular component: cytosol; glutaminase complex. The coding region runs from base 863 to 1621 and encodes 252 amino acids. Gene Ontology annotation, molecular function: glutaminase activity. Lineage: Eukaryota; Fungi; Ascomycota; Sordariomycetes; Sordariales; Sordariaceae. Gene Ontology annotation, biological process: pyridoxine metabolic process; pyridoxal 5'-phosphate biosynthetic process. The transcript has 2 exons. The record is from RefSeq and is a predicted model, not a curated record.
AAACUUUCACACUCAAGUCGGAUCUAUGCCCAUGCUUUACAGCCAAUUACACCACAGAAGAACUACGAGGCCGGCACUCAACGUAGCAUCCAGACACAUCGAACAAUUGUACACCACAAUUGGCUUGUAAAGUUGAAGAUAAAUCCCCGACAUGAACGUGAUACAGCGGUACACUACACAUUCGCUGAGGCAAGUCCAAAAUUUGCAAUCAAUAUUUACCGAUCUACGCUCUCACACAGCGAGUCAGUCCCGGUUUACGGACCUCCUCCCGUGCCGAUCAGACUCCCCCAGAAAACUUCCGGGUCGGGUUUCGCGUUUACGCGGAAGGUUUGGAGAAGGAGGACGGGAGAUCGCGGACAAUGAUUGAUCGGGGAUCCGUGUGUGUAUGCCCUGACUGUGACUGCCGUGACUCCCCACCAACAGACCAGGAGAUUCUCGCUCGUCCCGCUUCCCCUGGCCCCCGAUCAUUGCACAGACCUCCCCCGAGUGGCAACACCAAUUCCAUUAUCCCAACGAUACGACCAUCGCCGCCUACAUUCGGCUUUGUCAACCGGGGCCCAUAGGUUUGGUACACAUUUCGGUGAUAUCAACAUCCCUCGUGGCAUCUUUUUUGUUCCUACGUUCAUUAGCGACAGAGGUACAGUAGCCGACCCAGGAACGAAGAAGAGUCAUCAUCAGGAAGUCCACACAAAUUUCAGACUUCACUGACAAGGAACACUUCCGAUAUCGCCCGUCUUGUACAUUCGUUCACCUGGUGUAACCAAAAGACCUAUCGAUAUCUCUUAGUCGUCACUCAUCUCAUUGACCCAGAAUAGAACAUCACUUCGAACCAGACACCACAUUACUUCGACACAUAGACACAAUGACCGUCGACGCCGUAAACCCCCAACAAAUAACAGUCGGCGUCCUAGCCCUCCAAGGCGGCGUGAUCGAGCACAUCUCCCUUCUCCAAAAGGCAGCUGCCCAACUAUCGUCACAAUCCUCGACACCAACACCACAAUUCAGCUUCAUCCAAGUCCGUACCGCCGCCCAACUCUCGCAAUGCGACGCUCUCAUUAUCCCGGGAGGAGAAAGCACAACCAUGGCUAUCGUUGCCAGACGCCUGGGAUUGCUUGAUCCGCUACGGGAAUUCGUCAAAGUCCAACACAAACCAACAUGGGGCACCUGCGCCGGCCUAGUCAUGCUCGCCUCCGCCGCCUCAGCAACCAAACAAGGCGGACAAGAACUCAUCGGUGGGCUGGACGUCAAAGUCCUCAGAAACCGCUACGGCACACAGCUCCAGAGUUUUGUGGGAGAUUUGCGGUUGCCUUUUCUGGAAGAAGGGGAACCCUUCAGGGGAGUAUUUAUCCGCGCACCGGUUGUGGAGGAGAUUAUCACCACCACCGCUGGGGAUGAUGAGGUUACCAAGCUAAAGGGAAAUUUGGUGGAGGUAAUGGGGACUUACCCAAAGCCACAAGGGACAGGAGAAGGAGACGACAUUGUUGCCGUGCGGCAGGGCAACGUUUUCGGAACGAGUUUCCACCCCGAACUAACGGAUGAUGUCAGGAUACAUACCUGGUGGUUGAAGCAAGUUGUUGAGGGGCUGAAGUCAGGGGGAAGGGAUGUCCAGGCUCAGUCGUAAUAGGGUCGGACUUUCGACGUGGGUGAGCUGGGUGCAGAAGGUUGUUGAAUUGACAUCCUGUCGCGACUAUGAGGGUCACGGUUGGAAAGUUGAACUACUCUGCAAUAGUCCGUGUAGAGCCGAAAGAAAACUACACCAUGAUGAUAUACAUCAUGUUUCUUUGUCAUAACAGCAUUAAAUCUAGAACGCACAGUGAAUGAAGGGGAGGGUAGACUUUGGAUUUGCGUGUCGCACCGCUUCAAAUGUCCACGCAACAUCAUGUUGACUACAGCAACACACCGUCUUUCGAUUGCUGACAGUUCACACAAUGGUGUAAGGUAAAUGCAGUUCUAACAUUGCAACUAGUGUGUUUUGAUGUGAUACAACACACACUAUGAGACGAAACUCUCUAACCGACAACAAACAAAUUGAUUUCCACAGUCUCAUCCAAAAGAGAUAC